GACGCCAGACGUCGCGCCGCGACGAAAUGCGCCUGCGCGGCGCUGUUUGAUGCGCUCACAUCCUCACUGGCGCGCCAAGCGAGCUGGGGCGGUGUAUCUGAGCCGGCGCGGUGAUGCGGUAGCGGCGGUUGGAGCUGGAGUAGGAGGAGAUCGGUGGCGGGAGCCUGGGGAGGAUGAGCCAGCAGGGAGCGGCGCUUCAGAACUACAACAACGAGCUGGUCAAGUGCAUCGAAGAGCUGUGCCAGAAGCGGGAGGAGCUGUGCCGGCAGAUCCAGCAGGAGGAGGAUGAGAAGCAGAGGCUGCAGGGCGAGGUGCGGCAGCUGACGGAGAAGCUGGCCCGGGUCAACGAGAACCUGGCCCGCAAGAUCGCCUCCAGGAACGAGUUUGAUCGAACUAUCGCCGAGACCGAAGCCGCUUACCUUAAGAUUCUGGAAAGUUCCCAGACACUGCUCAAUGUCCUGAAGCGAGAAGCAGGGAAUCUGAGCAAGGCUGCAGCCCAGGAGCAGAAGAGUGCUGCGGGCAAGGACUGAUGAACUGGGGUUUGCCUAGCACUACCUUAUGUAGGCCUGCAGGUGACAUCCUUGAUAGGGAACCUGUUAAUAAAAUAUCAUGUUUUUCAUAGCCACUGCAUUUCCCUUCUCUUGCUGUUUCAGGCAUGUGAGAAGAACUUAGCUCCUCAGCACUUCAUGGGUAUUCACUGUUUAAUUUAACACGUCUUAAAGAGGUAAUAACAGCCCAAUCACUUUGAGGUAAGGGUGAGUAAUACUGUGCACAUUUCCUUGCCUUCCAGGCAGAAGGAAACAUGGGGAAGAGGGAAACAUGGAGUGUUCCAGAGGCACUUUUGCCUGAGAGUUGUCACUGCUGUCCUGGAUCAGCCUUCAGGAUAUUUCUUUCCAGGCCAUGUGCUUCCAUCAAAGGAGGUGGCCAGGCAAAGCCAGUAAUAGUGGGAAUGAGUGGGCAAAAACCCUCAUCAGGGACAUGAGCCUUAAUAUACAUGUAGUCACUAUAUUGCAGUUUUAUGUGUGAAUAAAGAUUUCCUUAUGACUUUUUAUCUCUGAGCCUACUGCCUGUGUCAUGGGGGGUGGGGGUAGACUUUUUUUUAACCAAGCGCCAGAAGUCUUUGUUCAUUGUUAACAGUCAGGGCCCAACAAUCCACCCAGAUGGCUUCCUACCCCACCCCCACUCUACCAAGGAAAUUGAGUCUCAGGAGUAGAGGAGGUAUGAAGAGCUGGAGAUAUAGACACAAGAGGACCUGGUUUGGCCACUUGACCAAGAGACCAAGACACUUACGUGAGCAGAGGCCUUAGAAGCAAAGGACUAAACUUUGUUCAGUUCUUUCUAUGUGUUUAUUAAAUACUAAGAACAAAGAAGGUCUUGUGUGACUAUAUAGCUAAUCUAUAUUUUAACAUGCUUUCAAUCUCAUUUCACAUUAUUGCUUUUUAUGUCCUGUAUACCAAUCAAAUGACCUCCUUUCUAUACGUUUUUAUUUCCUACCUCUGUGCUUGCAUAAGUGGUUUCCCACAUUUUGAUAACACCUCCUUAGAGUCCUUGUUUUCCAUAUAACAAACAGCUCAUAUGUUGCUGCUUAGGUUUUUUUCUGACAUCUUGACCUAUUGGCACAUUUUCAUUGAAAUUACUUUGUAUAUAAAUAAGUGAUUUAUUUGAGUACAUGUGUAAGUUCUUUGAAAGCAGAAACUCAAAAUAUUUAGCUAUUUUCCCCAGUGCCUAACUUAGUUCCUUAUAAGUUAACAUUUAAUAAAGUUUAUUGAAAUGAAAUACUGCAACAGUUUUCUCUCCUAUUCAUGUUUAUUCUAAUUUCCACCAAAAAGAUGUCAUCAUUUUCCUUCAGAGGCAAAUUUUAGUCUUUUUAACCUUGUAACCAUCCAGAUUAAUAAUGGCUUCCCCAUCGAAUUAAAAUCCAAGUAAAUAUUGAAUGUGUUUUGGAUGCUGUCUUGAUGUGAAUUUGUUUAUGGAAAAAUUAUUAAACUAAUGAUAUUAAAGUAUGUCUUAGAUCUAA
This is a messenger RNA of Sarcophilus harrisii (Tasmanian devil), 2017 nucleotides long. It is a transcript of the gene SSNA1, whose product is annotated as SS nuclear autoantigen 1. The record is from RefSeq and is a predicted model, not a curated record. Gene Ontology annotation, cellular component: ciliary basal body; centrosome. The transcript has 3 exons. The coding region runs from base 174 to 530 and encodes 118 amino acids. Lineage: Eukaryota; Metazoa; Chordata; Mammalia; Dasyuromorphia; Dasyuridae.